CAUACAUAAACAUGCUAUUUUACUGACUCACAUACUCAACCAGAAUAUAAUUCUUGAGCUGGUGGUUUGUCCCAACUCCGCAAUCCCCAACCAAACCCAACCCCCCCCCCCCCUCAAUGGCUAAUAAUGUAUGUUGUGGAGCUGAAGGUAGGGCUCCACUGCGAAGAGUGCAUCAAGAAAAUCUUGAAGGCCAUCAAGAAAAUCGAAGACAUAGAGACAUACGACGUGGACACGCAAUCGAACAAGGUGACCGUGACGGGAAACAUCACCACAGAAGAGGUUAUCAAAGCCCUCCACAAGAUUGGAAAACAAGCUACCACUUAAUUCAUUCAUUUGGGACGACUAUGCAAUGGAUCUACACUUUCCAACUAAACCUCGUCAGUAUUAUAUAUAAGUAUAAGCUUAAUUAUUUACAGAUUCAACUCCAUCUUCUCUACAAAUUGAGAGGGGAUUACCCAUCGAUGCCUAUAUCUAUUUACCCAAUAGAAUUAGAUGAGAAUUAAAUUAAUCUAUAUGUACAACUAGUAUAUCUUCUUCUUCUUUGCAGUUAACUUAGCAUCAUACUUACCCUGUAUAUGAAUCUUGUGUUAGGGUGUGUUUGUUCGGGGAUUUUGAUUUUGGAUUUGAAUUUUUGAGGAUUUUGAAGCAUAAAUUUUUAAGAUAUGUUUGUUUAGAAGUUUGAAUUUUGUAAUGAUUAUAUUGAAAAAUAUUAUUAUUUUAUCCA
This is a messenger RNA of Andrographis paniculata, 724 nucleotides long. Its product is annotated as copper transport protein CCH. The transcript is spliced from 3 exons. Gene Ontology annotation, molecular function: metal ion binding. The coding region runs from base 127 to 324 and encodes 65 amino acids. The record is from RefSeq and is a predicted model, not a curated record. NCBI's taxonomy places the organism in Eukaryota, Viridiplantae, Streptophyta, Magnoliopsida, Lamiales, Acanthaceae.